Messenger RNA from Papilio xuthus (Asian swallowtail), 705 nucleotides. The record is from RefSeq and is a predicted model, not a curated record. NCBI's taxonomy places the organism in Eukaryota, Metazoa, Arthropoda, Insecta, Lepidoptera, Papilionidae.
GUUUCUCUGAAUUCAAUUUGGUUUGUUUGUUUGCACUUUGCUUGGUUGUAUUCAUAUUAAUUGUUUAUACAUUAUACAUUUGCCUCAUAAUAAUUGCAAGUUAAAGAUAAAUUCCUUGUUAAUUUCUAAUCAAACAUGUCAAAUAACAUUAAUCCUUUAGUCGGCACAGCCCAUCUACUUGAUGAAUUGGAUAAAAAACUUAUGGUACUUCUUCGAGAUGGGCGAACACUUAUUGGAUAUCUACGAUGUGUUGAUCAAUUCGCGAAUCUUGUUUUACAUAAAACCAUUGAAAGGAUUCAUGUUGGAAAAGAGUAUGGAGACAUACCGCGCGGAAUUUUUAUUGUAAGAGGUGAAAACGUAGUGCUGUUAGGGGAAAUAGAUAAAGACAAAGAAGAUAAUUUGCCUUUAACAGAAGUGUCAGUUGAUGAUAUACUUGAUGCACAAAGAAGGGAACAAGAUGCAAAGAUAGAACAACAGAAGUUGUUGUCGAAGGCACUAAAAGAAAGAGGAUUAAAUUUAUUAGCAGAUCUAGGACAUGAUGAUAUGUUUUAAAUUAAGUAAUAAAAAUUUUUCAUUGUUCCUACAGUGAUAAAUUUUAUAUAACAUUCUUAUUUGCUUCUGAAGCAGAAGUACUGAGAAUACACGGUUUAGAAAUCAACUUUAAAUCAUAUUGGUGUCAUUAAAAAUUAAAGUUAUUAAACAUUG